Messenger RNA from Medioppia subpectinata, 2685 nucleotides. NCBI's taxonomy places the organism in Eukaryota, Metazoa, Arthropoda, Arachnida, Sarcoptiformes, Oppiidae. The record is from the annotation of a GenBank genome assembly.
CAAUCCAAUAACGUACACAUCUGGGGCUCGGCUCGACUCGUCGCUCAGGGAUAUAACUCGGACUCCAGUAAUCCGACCGACGAUGGCCUCCACAUGAGCCCAAAGGCGCUAAAUUACGCGAUUCAGAUACUGUUGAACAUGUAUUGUAACGAUCAAAUGAACUAUAAUGACGGCACCUGUUGUAGUGACCCGGAAGUGAUUACAACACUUCAACUAAUUGUAUUCGUUGUGUUCGCGCUCUUCAUUGUGGUCGCAAUCGUUAUCUUUUGUCACCGAAAGUUCUCCGCGAAGUCAUACAAAUGGCAUCUAUUGGUGAACGAAGACAUGGACGACGAGCCGACCGGCAGUCGACCCGCUGUCGCCUCUGAAGAGGACCAAUUAAUACAAAAUGAAGAAGGAGACGCUGUCUUGAUUAAAGAAAUACUUUCUCUUAUUCAUGAAGUGAGCUGGGUUGAAAAAGGAAGGGCUUAUGUGUUCGCUUUGGGCCUCUUCUUUACGGAAGAGUCUUCGCAUACAAUUGUCUUACAUCGCGACCAAACCGAUGAACUUAAGGGUUGGAUGCAAAUGAUUAUUUUGGAUAACCAGUGGUGUAUAGAUAAGGAGUCGCCAAAACCUGUGAAGUGCAUGAAGACCGUCUGCCCUCUCGUUAGUUUCCAUCGCUUGUGGAAGGUGAUAUUCCGGAUCAAUCUAUUAGUGGUGUGUCUUUGCCUAUGUAUGAACAGGCCGUAUCAGUUCUACUACUUUGUGCCACUCGUUUCGUUUUGGUAUCUAAUUAUUUACGCCACGUUUUACGCCAUUCCUCACGUGACUGCCGUCACUGCCGAUGUGUUAAAAUUUGUGGUACUCUUCAGUAUCAUAACAAUCCUAUAUAUGUCUGAAGUGUUCUUCGAGAAGAUCUUUCUGACCCGUCCGUGGAAAGCGUUGUUUGUCACUACAGAUGAUUCCCUUAAGGAGUGGUGGUUUCGAUGGAAAAUCGAUAGAUACGUACGAAUUUAUAUAAUGCUUGCAUUUCUACCCUCUCCCCUCCAGAGCGUUCCGGCCGGUAUGCUAUUCGCGUUUGGAUAUCAUUUACUCAAAAAGCAUCACAUAAUCGAUGACCACAAUCACGGAUACCUCUUCUCGAGAGGUCUCGGCUUUAUUGUGGCGUUCGCUUCGUUUGCGGGAAUAAUGAUGUAUGUCGUGUUUACAAUGAUUUGUCGUAAUAAACCCGAAUGCAAUGAAAUUCAUCCCUAUAUUUCAUUUAUACCGAUCGUGUCAUACAUAGUGUUACGUAACAUAUCGGGCCUCUUGCGGGUCAGACACAGCACUUUCUUUGCCAGAAUCGGCAAAAUAUCUCUCGAACUAUUCAUAUGCCAGUAUCACAUAUGGUUGGGCGCGGAUACUCACGGCAUACUAGUGCUGGUGCCGAGCUAUCCGGUGCUGAACGUCGUGAUCACGUCAUUCAUAUUCAUUUGCAUCGCUCACGAGAUUCACGAAUUGACACAUAAGAUGUACUUCACUCGACCCAACUUUUUCCUUCCCAUCGCUUAUGUGUUCGCUUUGGGCCUCUUCUUUACGGAAGAGUCUUCGCAUACAAUUGUCUUACAUCGCGACCAAACCGAUGAACUUAAGGGUUGGAUGCAAAUGAUUAUUUUGGCAUAUCACUAUACGGGCGCGUCUCAAGUAUUGACAAUCUAUAUGCAUAUCCGUCUAUUGGUCACCACAUAUCUAUUCCUCAGCGGUUUUGGACACUUCACGUACUUCUGGCAGACGGGAGACGUUAGUUUCCACCGCUUGUGGAAGGUGAUAUUCCGGAUCAAUCUAUUGGUGGUGUGUCUUUGCCUAUGUAUGAACAGGCCGUAUCAGUUCUACUACUUUGUGCCACUCGUGUCGUUUUGGUAUCUAAUUAUUUACGCCACGUUUUACGCCAUUCCUCACGUGACUGCCGUCACUGCCGAUGCAAAUCCCAUUCAAUACUUAUAUAUAGUGUUAAAAUUUGUGGUACUCUUUAGUAUCAUAACAAUCUUAUAUAUGUCUGAAGUGUUCUUCGAGAAGAUCUUUCUGACCCGUCCGUGGAAAGCAUUGUUUGUCACUACAGAUGAUUCCCUUAAGGAGUGGUGGUUUCGAUGGAAAAUCGAUAGAUAUAGCGUUCCGGCCGGUAUGCUAUUCGCGUUUGGAUAUCAUUUACUCAAAAAGCAUCACAUAAUCGAUGACCGCAAUCACGGAUACCUCUUCUCGAGAGGUCUCGGCUUUAUUGUGGCGUUUGCUUCGUUUGCGGGAAUAAUGAUGUAUGUCGUGUUUACAAUGAUUUGUCGUAAUAAACCCGAAUGCAAUGAAAUUCAUCCCUAUAUCUCAUUUAUACCGAUCGUGUCAUACAUAGUGUUACGUAACAUAUCGGGCCUCUUGCGGGUCAGACACAGCACUUUCUUUGCCAGAAUCGGCAAAAUAUCUCUCGAACUAUUCAUAUGCCAGUAUCACAUAUGGUUGGGCGCGGAUACUCACGGCAUACUAGUGCUGGUGCCGAGCUAUCCGGUGCUGAACGUCGUGAUCACGUCAUUCAUAUUCAUUUGCAUCGCUCACGAGAUUCACGAAUUGACACAUAAGAUGGUGAAAUACGCCAUACCGUCUGACUGGCGCUACACCACCAGAAAUAUUGUCAUAUUUUUGCUUUUUUUAAUACCCAUUGGUAUCAAAGACGGAAUGUUU